This is a messenger RNA of Haliotis rufescens (red abalone), 4226 nucleotides long. Its product is annotated as glucokinase regulatory protein-like. Lineage: Eukaryota; Metazoa; Mollusca; Gastropoda; Lepetellida; Haliotidae. The record is from RefSeq and is a predicted model, not a curated record. The transcript has 20 exons. Gene Ontology annotation, molecular function: fructose-6-phosphate binding; enzyme binding; enzyme inhibitor activity. The coding region runs from base 203 to 1933 and encodes 576 amino acids. Gene Ontology annotation, cellular component: cytosol; mitochondrion; nucleoplasm. Gene Ontology annotation, biological process: carbohydrate derivative metabolic process; glucose homeostasis; negative regulation of glucokinase activity.
AUUUAGUGACAUGUGAAUUUUGUUAAACCAGGGAGGUUUACAUUACAAAGUGUUCACUGUGGACAUGGUUUUCCCGGUUAGCCAGGGUUAUCAUUCAGAUAACGCAAAGUGGGUCAGCUCGGGCGACAGUGUAGAUAACCUGCCCGGGCGAGCUGGACAACGAGGUUUUCGUGGGGAGACUACCAGGAAAUAGCAUAAAGCUAUGUCCGCUGAACAGCCUAUCACAGAGCGGGUUAACCCUCUAUCUGUCAACAUUGAUGUCGCAUCACCACAAGAUAUGAUUUCAAUCCUGCAAAGAUGUGAUGAGGAAAUCUUUUCUGGGUGGCAGAAUUAUCCAGGGAUGUUUGAUGCCAGAAUCCUGGAGACACUGACGGCCAUAGCAACCCUGGCUGCUGAAAUCAUGAAGCUCGGAAGCAGAGGCGCCAUUGUUUUCAGUGGGUGUGGGACAUCUGGCAGACUGGGUUUCAUAACAGCACGGACGUUCAACAUGAAGCUGGAGAGUGCUGGCCGGGAGCCAUGUUGUCACUACAUCAUGGCAGGGGGAGACAGGGCCCUGUUCACGUCCCAGGAGGCAGUGGAGGAUGACCCACCCUGUGGUAUGGACCUCCUACACAACCUAUGCAAAGAUAAGACAAGGGUAUUAUUCCUAGGAAUAACAUGUGGCUUGUCUGCUCCAUUUGUGGCCGGACAGCUUCAUCUGUGUAUGGAACAGCCUGAUAAAUACACACCUGUACUGCUGGGAUUUAACCCCACCUGUCUAGCCAGAGAUCUCCCUAUUGAAAAGUGGGACAAAACCUUCCGGCAAGUUGUCCAGAGGCUGGAGAAACAUCCAACUGGCUACAUCCUGAACCCAGUUGUUGGGCCAGAGCAAAUCACCGGCUCCAGUCGUAUGAAGUCUGGCAGUGCCACAAAGAUCCUGCUGGAGGCAGUUUUAGUUGCCGCAUACCUCAAGACAUGUAAAGACAUGGAUGUCAGAGUACAAGACCUGCUGCAGAGUUAUCACACAGUGUGUGACUCGGUCUAUUCCAGACAGGCUGAUAUUGGUGACAUUGUGGAACUUGCAGGAAAAAGUCUGAAUGCAGGGGGCCACAUCUACUACCUCUCCCAGGACAGUCUCGGCAUCAUGGGAAUGAUCGACGCCUCGGAAUGUCCGCCUACGUAUGGAGCAACAUUGGAUGAUGUGCGAGGUUUUGUUGCAACGGGAUUUGAUUUUCUCAAGAACAAUGAUGGAGAUAUUUCAGACCAGGGCAAACAUUUUCGAAUAUCACUGGCCAACUUCCAACAAGAGGUGGCCCCCACAGUGACCAGUGAUGACCUUGUGGUUGUGCUUACUCAAGACACAUCCAGUUUUCCAUGUGUGGAAGGUCUUCCAUGUAGAACAGCAUGUGUGAUCGUAGGCCGUGAGCAGGCCCAGGUCAAUCCGGUGCAACUUGAACAGUUUGCUGCAGUAGUACAAGUGUCCCUGCCCAGCAUGUCCCUGGUCGGGGUAGUGGGGGAGACUGUAGUGGCAGAGUUUUGGCAGCUGUACCGGGAGAUUGCCACCAAGUGGGUGCUGAACGCCGUUACUACCGGAGCACACAUCCUCAAGGGCAAGGUGUUCCAGAACAUCAUGGUGGACCUGAAAGUCAGUAACAACAAGCUGUUCUACCGAGCUGUCAGCAUUAUUCAGCGGUACUCCAAGUUAAGCCAGAGUGAUGCCCAGGACUACUUGCUGCGUUCCAUCUACAACACAGACAGUGUGGCAGCAGAGACACGGACAGCCCCCGUAGCAGAACACAUCCGGACAGCCACACCCCAACACAGGGUCGUCCCUACGGCCCUGAUGGCUACCCUGUUCCAGUGCUCGGUUACACAAGCCAGGGAGAAGCUGGAUGCACAGCCCGUCAUCCGCACCAUCAUCAUGUCCUCGCUGGAGAAGACUCGGGUCUUGUAACCAUGGAAAUCAGUAAAACAGUUCUCUCAAGCUGUGUCCAGAACCUCCUAGAACUCAUUUAAGUGGGUUGUGGGACAUUCAGGGAAUAACGUUUCAUUCAAGGGUCAGUUUAUCACUGGUGAAAAUAAGCCUGCAAAUUAGAAACCAUUCUAUCUCAGGUCAAGACUUUUGUAAUAUUGGUGCUAGUCAAGGUGCAUAUUUAUAGUCGAAAAUCCUACAUGGGUUUGUAUACACUGAGUUCCUCCAUCAACGGUGAAUAUAUUCAGCAGCUUUGCAUUUUUAUAGUGUCACAUGCCCAUUUUUAACUCCGGUAAUGAAAUCCAUGCUUGAUCCGUAGGUUGGUGUUUUUCUGGGGGCCUUGUGUAACUCAUGGAGGUCAAAUGAUCCCUUGUCCAUCCAUAUAGUUUGUACGAACCCUACAGUGCAAAUGUGUAGAGACAGCAAGGCCAUGUCACAUGUCACACAAGGAAUAUUGCUGAUAUAAUCUGCGCUCUGAUUGGUCUGACACCUCACUGCUGUCCCUCUUGUUGGAAGUGGGUCAUGGCUUGACUUGGUUAAAAUAGGGACCUCAAAGUGUCCAUAUGCAUUCAUGGGUGGAGGAACACAGAGUGUAUACAAACCUGGGAAGUAUUGACAAUGAUUCAUAUGGAGCAAUAUGUGAAAAGGUCAAGGUCACUGGUCAAUAUUAAAGGUCAAGGUCACUGGUGUUUUUGAAAGCAAUCUUUUGCUGCAAUCAGACCAAAGAUGCUAAAUAGGGCUAUACUUUUUGCUCUUUAAAGUGUUGGCCUUUGUUAACAAGACAUUUUCUUGAUUUGUCCAAUGACCAUACAUAUAUUUGGUGGUGGAAAUUACAUACAUUGUACUUGGUAGUGCUGGCCAUCUUGACGUGAUUUAGCCAUGGAUAUCAGUGGCUGCUGGUUAAUUUGUUAAACUGCAAAUGUUAUCUUUUAUAUUCAAGUAUUGCCCAUUGCAUGAUAACUAUAAAUGCACUUGUUACGUUGCAAUAUUGUCGUAUGCAUUAAGUAACAUAUGCAUAUGUUAUCAAUUACUGUUUAUUGCACUGUGACCAUAUGUUAAUUCGGUUAAUACCCAAGGAUCUGUGAUUAUCUGCUUUGUUCGUAGUUACACUGUUUAAGUGUUCAGUCUGGCUAUAGCAGAAGCGACAUUUAUACACCAGAAUCACCAGGCAGAGAUAUCUAUAGACACUUACGUUAUGUUUGUUAACAGAUAUGUUCUAUAUAUGUUAAAGAUGCAAGAUCAGAGAUGGAAUUUUGCACUGUGUCAUGACCGGUAUUAUAGGGUCCACCUCAGUUCCUUCUCAGGGAAGGUUUGGACUAGCCCAGUUCUCCCCCAGGACAAAAUAGCCUAGGCUAUACCUUCAGCCUAGGCCAGAUCCUGCCCCCUCGAUUUCAGAUAUGCCGAACAUAUAGAUAAGAGGUGAAUGGUUCAGCCUAGGCCAGAUCCUGCCCCCUCGAUUUCAGAUAUGCUUAACAUAUCGAUAAGAGGUGAAUGGUUCGAUCAGCAUAGGCCAGAUCCUGCCCCCUCGAUUUCAGAUAUGCUGAACAUACCGAUAAGAGGUGAAUGGUUCAGCAUAGGCCAGAUCCUGCCCCCUCGAUUUUAAAUAUGCUGAACAUACCGAUAAGAGGUGAAUGGUUCAGCAUAGGCCAGAUCCUGCCCCCCUCGAUUUUAAAUAUGCUGAACAUACCGAUAAGAGGUGAAUGGUUCAGCAUAGGCCAGAUCCUGCCCCCUCGAUUUUAAAUAUGCUGACCAUAAGAGGGGGAUGGAUCUUCCCAUUAAAAAUCUUAUGAAUACCUUGGAACCCUAUGCAGAACCUGAACGUAGAGAUUUUCAUAUCAAGAUUCCAGAUAUAUUUGACAAAAAAUGUAGUUUGAUAUAACAUACAUUGUAAUAUAACAAAAGCCUGAGCUUUUAGUCAAUGAAAACAGUAUUUCUCAGUAUAACCACCACAUUUAACACUUCAAAGAGAGGGGAAGAACUGGCCUAGGGGGAAACAUUGAGAGGGGAAGAACUGGCCAAUAGGGAAACAUUGAGAGGGGAAGAACUGGCCUAGGGGGAAACAUUGAGAGGGGAAGAACUGGCCUAGGGGGAAACAUUGAGAGGGGAAGAACUGGCCUAUGGGGAAACAUUGAGAGGGGAAGAACUGGCCAAUAGCAGGGAUGUGAAAUCUCCGCGGAAACGCGGAAAGUCGCGUUUUUUAAAACAGUAGUCCUCGGAAAAAAUCAUCUUCCGCGGAAUUUUUUUUAAAAAUUUAAAAAAAAACACUCCGAAAAAU